AAGCAAAAAGAGGCCGAGCAUGUACACACCUUUUCCACAUGAUAAGUCCUCCCCUACUACAGGAAAACAUGGGAUAACGCACAAGGGAUGUUAGAGAGAACCAUGAAGACCUUCGGAGCUACCGCUGUAUUUCUGGCUGUCAUUAACCUGCUGACAGUGUCAUCUAUGAUUAACGACAGCUAUAUAAUCUCACCAACACCAGGUCUCCAGAAUUCAAGUAUUACUGUAAACAGCACUCCACUGAUUUCUAAUUCAUCUACAGAACCAGUCAAAUAUCAAAGCAGUCCUAAAACUGGCACUAGUCCAUCAGUCACUGCAGUAAAUGCUGAGAGCACCAGCACAUCAAGGAGCCCAAUAACUAGCACUGUAUCCACUCCUACAGAGAAGAUUACCAAUGUCUCAACUUCAACUGUCUUGAACAAAGAUGUAAAUGAUUCUACUGUUGCUUCUGUCAAAGCUUCAUCUGCACCUCCAGAAAUAGAAGGUUUAUUUGUUACAGAAGCAACAUCUCCAAGUAUCCAUGAUGUUCCCAGUAAAGAAGCAAGUACAAUGCCAAGUAGAAAAACACAAAAACCUGCAAUAAAUGACGAAGUUCCCAGUAAAGAACCAAGUACAAGGCCAAGUGUUGAACCACAAAACAAACCUGCAACAAAUGGUGAAGACUCCAAAGACCAUGGCAGUAGCAAUUCAAGUGGUGGUACAGAAAAAAUUUCUGCCACAAGUAACAAAGGAAUUAAAAUUGGAGCAGGGUGUGUUGCAGCUGUUAUAGCCGUUAUUGUCUUAGUAGUUAUCUACAAAAUAUGUCAGAAAAAGCCCCCAGCUGCAGAGAAUGAAGAAGAAAAAGCGUGUGCUGAAACUAAGGAGAAUGUUAAACUGCUUUCAGUAAAAACGGAAACUCCUACUGAUAUGAAAAGGACAUCAUCAAACCAGAUGGAAUCUAUUGAAUGUUGAAGACUAAGUGACCACACUGUUUGAACAGAUUUUAAUGUAUUCCCUAAACUACAAUGAGUUGUCUCUGUUUUAUGUGUAAUAAAGGAUACGUUGUUUUUGUGUCCUAGAAUGCCAAUAUUCCAAAACUAGAAAUGGCAAUGACUAGCUGUUAUAUUACCAAAUGAAAACUUUUGUUUUAUUUCUUUAAAGUGAACCUGUCAGCCAUCUACCAAAGUAGCACAAGCCAUCGUUACCUUUAUCAGCCACAAAACUCUUCUCUGUGUAUAUCUUCAGAUUUAUUUUUUAAAUAUAUGUAAACCUAACAAUGAACUUCUCUUAUCUGCUCACUUUUGGCGUGUUAAAUACCCCAGUGAAAGUGUUUUGUUAUGUCAUUUAUUAAGUGCAAAAAAUACCUGUUGUGUCAGACUUUUAUAGAUGUCCGAUGUCCUCUGCACACUUCUUGUGUUGUUUCAAGGAGUCUUCAGUUAUUUUCUUGCACUACAUAAUGAUCUCUAUGAUAGUUUAUGAGAAUGUUAGGAAUUUAUUAGUUUAACAAUAGCUAACUGGGCAGGGCUGACACCAGGUCCUGAAGUUUCUUGUAAUUCCACAUAAUUAAAAGCUGAGUGCAUUUCUGGAAAA
Rana temporaria (common frog) is the source of this 1569-nucleotide messenger RNA. It is a transcript of the gene EMCN, whose product is annotated as endomucin. NCBI's taxonomy places the organism in Eukaryota, Metazoa, Chordata, Amphibia, Anura, Ranidae. The transcript is spliced from 13 exons. The record is from RefSeq and is a predicted model, not a curated record. Bases 88 to 951 code for a protein of 287 amino acids.